Molecule: messenger RNA, 14907 nt
Organism: Cydia pomonella (codling moth)
Lineage: Eukaryota; Metazoa; Arthropoda; Insecta; Lepidoptera; Tortricidae
Exons: 23
Coding region: 4206-7967 (1253 amino acids)
Biological process (GO): endothelial cell migration; Rho protein signal transduction
Cellular component (GO): axon; endocytic vesicle; plasma membrane
Molecular function (GO): guanyl-nucleotide exchange factor activity
Source: RefSeq, a predicted model, not a curated record
AAUCUUCUUGCCUAUUCUUGCCCUUCGACUGUAGAUCUACGCUCGGACAGCUCAGCGUUGAGCCUGAUGUCAGGAGAGUUCUGUAGUUUUUGGAGGUCAUCUUUCGAUCGGAUGUGUAAAAGAGUUGCACCCUGCUUCUGUCGCGCAAAUAUAGAGGCCCGUUUGCACCAGCAAUACUCAUAGCCGUGUUGCUUCACUGUUUGUUUAGCAUCUCGAAAUAACUGCCGGUUUUCCUUGUUGAAAAAAGACUUUAAGGGACGGUCCAUCCAGGCCAACAGCUGAGCUUAUUACAUUGCAGCGCGAUCGGGAACUGUUCACUUUUUUGGUACGUAGAAGGCGCACGACAACUGUACGCAGGUAUCUGAGCUCCUUUCCCUUAGGGCCCGCACGAUGUAUCCAAUCCACAUAAUUUUCGGUCACCUCUACGCCAACUGCCCGGGCUCCGAGUUGCACGACGUGUUGCAGGUUCUCGUUAGUUGACUCCAUUAUGCCACAUAGUACCACUUCGUUACGCAAUUGGUAUUGUUCCCGUGCGUUCAUCGUUUGUUCCAUGUGGGCAACCUUCUCCUGUAGCAUUGAAACUUCCGCGUCUCUCUGUUCGAGUCGUUUCAACCGGGUAUCAUGAACCUUCGACAGCUCGUCGAGUCUGUCGUGACAUCGCUUCAGAGAGGACGUCGCCUCUUCCAGUUCGGUUUUAAGACCUUGUAUUUCGUUGGUGAGCGCGCGGACUUCAUACACUAAGGCUUUAACUUCGCUUUGCGGGGCAUCGGCUUCGUUCUUCCUGCGGUUGUUCUGGUCCUCGCUGCAGGCCCUUAUCGGUGUGUGUGUGUUGUCCCCGCCCUUUUUUUGCGCGGCGCUGCAGUCUGGGCAUUUCCAUAUUUUUUUACGGUCAGCCGGAUAGAGCAGUUUCUGGAGCACCCGUCACAUUUCAUUUUGUAAGUUUUUAUAAUGACAAUCUCACUGAGGCAAAAUACACAAUCACUAUUACGCGCGCAGUCUGCGAUCAGUACUCUUUGAUGCGCCGUGCGUCACAACUGAUAACGUAAUACCGCUGGACAGCUACACUCCACUGACCACUUUAGGCCCUAUGCGCACAGUUGCCAUUCGCGCGCAGCCGGGCGUGUGUAUGUUUCGCUACCCGUGCAGGGUAAAAGGUAACGUGUUUACAUUGAUACUAAUUUUGCUUUUAUUUUGGACUAAACGGAUACGCAAACACUUUUAAACACAUCACUAUCAUUUUACACAGUUUGUAAUUUUAUUGCAGUAUUUAAAAUUUUAAUUAUGAUAAAGGAAUAUUUUUAGACGGAGAGAUAACUUAACGUUACUGUCAGUUAGACCGACCGGUCAAAGAUGACAUACACAUUGUCAGAGUAUACAGAUAUUACAGACAUAUCGUGCGCACAUGACACUAAAAUGUUUCUAGUAUAAUCGUACAUAACACUACCUCUCUGUGAUUUAAAUCAGGAAAAUCUUAACCGCUCUCUCUCUUUCAUAAUUUACCGUCACGUCUCAAUACUCUCCAUUCAAACAACCCAAAAAACGACGUACUUAGCCCGGCUAAACCUACCAUAUAAAAGUGCAAAAUGCAUUAGGAUUUGAAACUAAAAGAACUAGAUAAAGUUACAAGAAAUAAACUGCAUUUUGAAACCAGAAAUAAACUGUAUUUAAAGAUCUUCAGAAGUUUUGUGUUAAAUUGUUUUACUUUUAGGUAUAAAUAAAACGUGAAUCAAAUCAUUUUCUUUUAAUUACAGACAUAGGGUACCUUGACAAUAUUUAUUCUGUAGGAACUACACCAUCCAUUUUCAUGUUAAAAGAAUAUCCAAACUAUCCAGUACUUUAAAUAAAAUUCAAACCCAGGUUCUAGAUAAUGAUUUUCUUUUAAAUGAUUGAAUGCAGUUUCACUACCUUUUUGAAUCUCUCACAUCUAUCUUAUCUUAGAUUUUUCAUACAGACCAAUUUUUCUAGCGAUAGCAUAGAGCUCCAGUAUGUGGGGAGAUUCUAGGAUGUCAAUUCUAAACGUGGGAAUGCCUCUAUUAGUAAUGUCAUUCAAAGUAUCAGAGUCUAGUAUCUGCUCUGCCUAUGAGUUCGUUUUGUGAUGUGCGUAGGUACGAGUAGAAUAGUGUCAGCACAUUUUGAGUGACUUGUUCACGUAGUCUAUUCGUAAUUCUGUUUAUAAUACCCCAAUAGGUACUUUGUACAGUUUAAAAAAAGUGUACAAUUACAUUCUGAAAAUACCAAGAUGAGCCAAGUAUGUUUAUUGUGCUGCUUGUACGCGCGUUGUAUACUAUCCACCUUUUUAGGAGGAACCCUUAUAGGUAUAGUUUCGCCAUGCCCGUCUGUCCAUCUGCGGCUUAGCUCAAUCAUAGCUAGAAUAAGAUAGAUAGUUAGAUAGAUAUAAUAUGGUAGCUGCAUUGGCAUGCUACCAUAACCAUUGUUUUAAGUGAAAGCACACUUUCCCUAUAAAUUAUCAAGAUAUUUGAAUCAGAUAUUUUUAAAAGUAGCUCUUUAAAAAAUCAAUUACCUAGGUAUGAAAUGAGUGAAAAUAAGAAAACAAACUUAGGAUCUGGAUAUGAUUAUCGAGAAUUUUCAGAUUUAAAUUUUAUCCUCCACUGGGUAUUUUUGGGGAUCAAACUUGAGUAUUUCUCGAAAUGGUAAUUUUUCGCUUCUAAGACAACGAAAGUUAUUUCAUGAUAACAGAAGACCAAGUACCUAUUUAAAAAAACUUACCUUUGACAUGCCACCGAGUUGACAAAGUAUAUAGUUAAUCGCAAAAAUGAGAAAAUAAAGAUAAAAGUUAAGGUAAAGAAAGUUCUACUUUAGUUUUGUUACGAGUAUUAUACAACGAAAAAUGCGGGCUCGGCGAGCGCAACUCAAGGCCCUCCAUAUUUUGAUCGAGCCUAAUGUAUGAAUGGCCUUGAUUUUGCAGUUAAGUGCAAGUAUGAAUUUAUAAAAUUUUCAACUUUAGAUACUAGAUAGAUACUGCUUGGACGUUAUUUAUACUCGUACCUACGGUAAAAUAGUAAAUUGGUGUGGUUUAGCAUAUCAAGAACCACAAAUGAUAUCCUCUUUUUAUUAAAUCGGUGUACAUGUAAACACUAUUUAAUUUCUCAGGAAGGAGGAAUCGCUCAGAUGUUUUUUCUCGCGUUUCAUCAUGCUAGCCGCACUGCUUAAUAGUUGUUAAGUAACACAUAGGUAUGUAAUGUACCUAUUUUAAUCUUUUUCGAAGAUAUAUUACUCAAUUGUCAAAAUUCUUGGUAAAAAAUCGUACAAAGCCCUGCGAAGGUACCUUUUGUGAAGGAUGUGUAAUUACGGAACCCUACAUUGAGUAAGGCCCGACAUGCCCCUGGCCGGUUUUUUUAAUUCAGUUCCCAAAGCUUAAAUUGCAAUUUGCUCAUAAUGCAGUAAUAGUGUAGGUACCUUUACACCUGGAUCUGUAUAUUUCAAGACUCAGAUAUUAUAUGAACACAAUCGUAAAAAAAUAAAUUAUUAGCCAUUUAUUUCUUGAUGAUAGCAGUUUGUUAUCAACGAUUAUCUAAGACAUGAAAUAUCGCCGUGUGAUAGGGUUCGAGCGAGGCGACACAACAUGCGCGGCUGACACACUUCUCGCGAUACGAAGCUAAUUAUUAAGCUAACUGAAUCACUUUAAUGCUCACUACGUCCUACCAUUCAGCUGCAACAUAACAUCCGAUAAACCUUUACUCGCUCAUUUUUAGGCAUAAAACGAGUGAAGUAGUUGCUUUACGCCUUAAACGUACAGGUGGCACGUGCAUACCUGCCUUAUUAAUAUUAUUGGUAGUAAGUGCCUGGCUGCUGAUAAGACGUGGACGUACCCGCUGCUUUACCGUGUUUACAUUCGUUGAGUAACAUGCCGUCGUUCCUCUUGUGACAUCGACACGCUCGUUAGUGCUUAGAAAUGAUUCAGUGUUAAAUUUAAAUGUGUGAUUGAAUUCCAUGUAAAUCAUUAACCAACCCGAGGUCCCGCGGGGUCACUGCGAUCGCUCUUGUCGAUAAGUGUUGUCGUCACACUUUCUUGAGUGUUGUUUAAAAUGAUGUGCACAGGUGUUAUAAUGUCAGUAGUCCGAAAUGUUACUACUCGUAAUUUAAUAAGUGGAAGCCAGGACUAAAUUUGCUGGUAGAUUUUAUUAUAUCACUAUAUUAGUUGUGGUGUUUCAGUGAUUAACGUGUGACACGUUGUUAUUAAAAAUAUGGAUAGGUUUAGACAAAAAACGAAAAAAGAUAAACCCAUGAAACAUGCGGAAAAAGAGAAAUCUCCUAUGUUCACGGACGUAAAGACUAUAAAAGAAAAUUUAAAAAUAAAGGAGAUAUUGAGAUCUGUAAAAAUGAAUAAUAGUAUGCGAAUCAAGGCACCACGAGGCAGUGUUGUGAUGGAUAAAAAUGAGUUUACUGAUGUCCAAGAAGAUGGUUCCGAUGAUCACAGUGACCUCCAAGACACAAAACCUGAUGAUGACUUGCAAGAAGCCAAGAACUUCGAUAUAGUGAAUAAUUUAUUACACGAGAGUAAAAAUCCGAACACACAUUUGCAAAAUGAAAUUUCUACGAAUACGGAACAACAACCUGAGCCCUAUCAGGACAACUUGCAACUUGCGCACGAUACUGACUAUAACAAUCAUUCGACUCAAGAUACUGAAAUGUCUGCUUCAAAAGUGGAAUGUAUGAGAGAGCCCGAUGUAAACCAGGAAAACUUAAAAAGCGAAGAAUCCGCCUCUAAACCUGAUUCACUACAAACCAAAACACACAUCGUAAAAAAUCGGGAGCGGAAAUUAUCUUUAGACAACACUAUGUUAACCCGGCGAGAGAGUUUGUCUCAAUCAGAAAUGGAUCUGCAUUCUAUAGGAAAAUCUCCGCUGGAGAGAAAAUCGUCAUUUUUUAGGAAAAAAAUGGACAGUUUCUUAAAGAACACAACAGAGAUUUUUAAGAGACAGUCGUUAGGGAGCAAGUCUCACAGUAUGUCCCGUAGAGGCUCCAUGUCAGUUUCCCUUCAGUCUUUAAAUGAAAACGUGGAUACGGUCGGAGACGAAUACAACAGAUCUGCACUUAGUCAACAGGAGGUGCGAGGGAGCGCGGCGAGCGUAGCGUCGAACUCGACGCUUGGUGUGAGCGAGCGCGACAGCGCGGGCAGCCAGCCUGUCCUCUCGGCCAGCCAACCCAGCGUCGUGCACAGGCAGGGCAGUCCCACCAGCACUAAUGGAGCAUAUAACCAGGACUCACUCCUCAAUUCUCGAGCUAUUUCCAUGAGCUCGGGGUUAGACUCCGCGUUCGGACAGCGGCGCCGGAAGACGUCUAAAUCCAACAGAGUCACAUGGGUGGCUAGUGAAGGUUUGACCAACUACCUACGCCGUUCGACUCAAGAUGAAACGAGCAGGGAGAUGUACGCAGCCCAUUCGUACCAGGACUUCUCGAGCAUCCCCGAAAACUCGCUGCACGAGCCGAAGACCGACUCGAAGGGCCGGCGGCUCUCCUACCAACGUGCCGUGUCCGGCGAGGAUCCCGCGCCCAGAUACGACUCCAGCUUGAAGAGAAAACCUUUAAUUCCUGAACAUUCAGAGGCUAACUUCGAGCUGUCAAACCAAUUGGCGGAAUUCACAAGGAAUGGUGUACCUCCGUUGGAGGGUUUCGAAUUCACUGACAACGACCAGCCUCACUACCGCUACCUCCUGUGGGCCGAGGAGCGAACCAACAUUGACGGAGUUUACGACUGGACUCAACUGAGUCCCAAUGAAGAAGCAAGGCAGGCAGUGAUACGAGAGCUGAUCAGCACCGAGGCUGAUUAUCUACGGCACCUCAUUUCCUUAGUGCAGGUAUUUAUGGCAGCGGCGCACGCGCUGCAGGACAGCGGCAGGAUGCUGGCGGUGGACACGGCGCGCCUGUUCUCCAACAUACCCGAUGUGCUCAACGCAAGCCUCGCCUUCUGGGAAGCCACUUUCUAUCCUAUGCUCCAAGAUGCACACGAAAAUGGCACUCCUUAUAAUACAGAAUUUAUGUCGAACGGUUUUGGUCAUUUUCGUGAAAUAAUGCAACCGUACGAGAGGUACGUCAACGACCAGACCAAAGUGUUGGACUAUUUUCGCACGCUUUCGAACAACUCGGACUUCAUGGCGUACUUGGGAUGGUGUCACGGGCACAGGACGUGCAACAGGCUGCAAUUAGCUGAUCUGAUGGUAAAGCCCAUGCAACGCCUCACUAAAUACGGGAUUCUCCUGCGGCGCAUCAUCUCGCACACGGACGCCGAGCCUGAAAGGACCUCGCUUAAAAUUAUGGAGACAAAUGCUAAAAAUUAUGUACUUGACAUAAACCGUACGAUAAGGCAACGCGAAGAGUUGGAAAGACUGGAGCAGCUCGCGAACUCUAUUGACGUUUUUGAUGUGGACUUUAGGGACGAAGACAUGGACAGAUAUUUUCGAAUGUACUCUCACAUUAACCUGCGGGCGCCGAUGGUAAACUGUUUGCCAAGCCACAGCAGAACUAUAAUCUAUCAAGGUGACCUUCGAUACAGAGACAACGUCAAGGAGAUCGACGUACGUGUGAUUCUAUUAACUGACAUGAUGCUUAUAUGUAAAAAAAUGUCUAAGGGAAGCGUGUACCCUUUCAAAUUAAUAAGGCCUAAAUAUAUGGUGGACAGAAUGAUCCACUUCCCACGAUACAGCACAAGGAACCCUAGGGAACUGGCGUCCUUAAUAUUUGUCAUGGUCGACGAAGUAGGCUCUUCGUACCAUAGUUUUUCUCUGUCUGAGCCAGCUAAGGACCCCAACCCUCAAGGCACGUUAAAGAUAUGGGAACAAAAACUACGAGAGGCUAGGCUCACAUACGACCUCGGCGUGUGGUUUGCCAGAAACCCGUCUCGGGAUCUCUCUGAAGUAGACGUGGAUUCUUCUUCCGACUACGGUGCCGCUGGAACUAGCUCCGCAAAAGCGAGCAAGCAGAACUCGGACGACGUGAACAUCGAGCGCGAGGCGCGCGAGCGGGUGGCCGCUAUGCUGCACCGCAGCAUGGGCGCCUCCACUGAGUAUGACUUCUCACAGGCUUCUAUGAACACCGACUCCUUUGAUGGCGAGGCAUCGGGCGCCGCGGGUGCGAGCGGGCGUGCGCCUACACUGCACAGCCUACGUCAUCCCAUGCAGCGGAACUCCACCAGCGGUAGCUCGCGCCAGAGUCGUCUCUCAAGCUUCCAGUACUCCACCAGCGCGGCGUCCCACGACGAGCCGCAGCCUGGGCCCAGUCGGUGUAACUACUACCGCGCCGGCAGCUCCGUGGAGCACGUCAUUCCUCCCCAAAACCCUGAUGAUGCUGUCACAUCAAUUACUGUGAACGUGGUUAGCGAGAGUGAAUCGGAAACAGUGGUGCCGUCGCAUCAGCAGCCGGGGCCGUCCGUGCGACUACCGUUGCGCAGCCCGAGCGCCACCGCCGCGCACAACACGCUGCGCGUACAGCCGCAGAGCGGCGUGCUGGCGCUCGUGCACAGCCUGCCUGACCUCACCAUCGACCCGUCCUCGCCGCCCGCACGCCCUGCGCCACCACCAACUCCUCAAACGGCGUCAGAAAAACUAUACCAAUCUCAUCAGGAGUUGCUACAACGAAACCGGCUGUCUGCCACGCACCAUCACCAAUACCUGAGCCCCGACCACAGGGGCACCAGUUAUCCACCUCCCAGCCCGACUAGGGCCGCAUUGAGGCGCGGCAUGGCUUUCUCCGACUCAUUCAAGUACCCUCCGCUGUCGAAAAUGGGCCACGUGAACAGCCAAUCGCAGCAGCAGCAGGCCGAGCCGCAGCCCGGGCCCUCCACCUCCGCUGCUGUACGGAGCGAACAAGGAGCCGUUAAUCCAGUAAUAGUCCCAAGUACCGGCACGGAGAAGGAGAAGAAGUCAAAACACCUGAUUAGCAGCAGGAACAAAGGAGGCAGCAAAAGCGAGAGCGCGAGCGGCCGCCGUAAGGACAAGCAGGCGGAAUGACGCCGUGCCAAGUCGAAAGACUGAAGGGGGAAGAAGAAACGCAAGUCACGCGACUUGCGUCAAUGGCUUUACAAAUGGUGCUGUCUUUGUUAAUGUGAUAGCCCGAAGGGCAGAGUGAGAACUUAUAUUUAGAUAGUUUUACAUUUGUAACAGCCAACGAAAACACUUGUAUGUUUGUGACCGUGGUGAAACUCAAAAUAAACUUUGACCGCGCAUCUCUGAUGCCAAGCCAUGCAGGAGCCGUAACAACGAUGAAUAAGGGACCAGCCUUUGGAAAUCUGGUAACCGUGCCAUACUCAGUAUACUCACGUCGUCGCUUGACCCCUUCGUUCAUAUUCUGGACAGACUGUACUAGAACCGGGUUGGAGCUACCGUAUGUGUAGUAUGUAUGGCGGCUAUACAAGUAUACACACUACUGAUAUAUUCUCAUGAGACCUACAACUAGUUACCAAGUACUUUGCUGAAUACCUUCUUGUACUCAUUCUUUAGGUUUGUUUACUUCUGUGUAAUAGAUACUUAACUAAACUAAACGGCCGAUUUAACCGUUUUAUAAUAAAUUUAUCUAAAAGUACCAAUACAUAACCAUAUACAAAUCACUUUCCUAUCACUUUCCAUUCUGAAAGGAUUUUUUUAAUGUUUCUUAAUUCUAAGAUAGAAAUUUAUAUUCUGCCUGCCCCCGAUGCAUAUAUGUUCUCGUCUAGUCAGAGCAUUUCCUGAGGUUAUCAUUUAUACAAAAAAAAUGUUCUAGAUAAAUAAAAACAAUAGUGCUUGGGACUGACACUAAAGAUAGAUAGCAAGCAAAAAAGUCUUCUUUUAAAAUAUGGCUAAGCGAAAAAUCGAUUUAUAUAAUUUUUAUUUUGGUAGGAAUAUAGAUAUCAGAUGUAGAAAGGGCUAAGUUAAUACAUAAAGUCAAUACAAUAACGUCAUAUAGUGACAUGAACAUUGUAUAGUCUUCUUCUUUCUCUUUGCCUUAUUCCGGUUAUUUGAGUCGGCUUUCCUCGUUCGCAUGCGCUAGGACCGUCCUCCUGAGUUGUCUUUGGGGUAUGUUGGGCUCGAUCCAAGUCGCGGGUCACUGUAGACCAACAUGUGGCUUUAGGCCUUUCUUGUCUGCUCGCUCGAACUACGAGAUCUUCGGGGCGCCUCAUCACGUGGCCGUACCAUCGAAGCCUACUUUCUGUGACUUUGCUUGUGAGGGGUGCAACUUUGUAACUAUACCUCUAAUGUAUUCAUUGCUUUUUCAAGUUUUGUUACUCCUGCCGCCCGCCUCAGCAUAUUCAUCUCUGACAUGUGUCUGACAUCUGUCUUGUGAAAAAUACAUAGUAACAUUAUACAUUAUGAAUAAAAUAAAAAGAAAAGCGGCCAUGUGCGAGUCGGACUAGCCCAUGAAGGGUUCCGUACCAUUUAUGACGUAUUAAAAAAAACUACUUAGUAGAUCUCGUUCACACCAAUUUUCGGUGGAAGUUUGCAUGGUAAUGUAUAUCAUAUAUUUUUUUAGGUUUAUCAUUCUCUUAUUUUAGAAGUUACAGGGGGGGGGGACACAUUUUACCACUUUGGAAGUGUCUCUCGCGCAAACAAUUCAGUUUAGAAUAAAAUUAUAUUAGAAACCUCAAUAUCAUUUUUGAAGACCUAUCCAUAGAUACCCCACACGUAUGGGUUUGAUAAAAAAAAAAUUUUAUUUUAUGACGUAUUAAAAAAACCACUUACUAGAUCUCGUUCAAACCAAUUUUCGGUGGAAGUUUUCAUGGUAAUGUAUAUCAUAUAUUUUUUUAGGUUUAUUAUUCUCUUAUUUUAGAAGUUACAGGGGGGGGAGGACACACAUUUUACCAUUUUGGAAGUGUCUCUCGCGCAAACUAUUCAGUUUAGAAUAAAAUUAUAUUAGAAACCUCAAUAUUAUUUUUGAAGACCUAUCCAUAGAUACCCCACACGUAUGGGUUUGAUAUUUUUUUUUUUUAAUUUUAUGACGUAUUAAAAAACUACUUACUAGAUCUCGUUCAAACCAAUUUUCGGUGGAAGUUUGCAUGGUAACAUCAUAUAUUUUUUUAGGUUUAUCAUUCUCUUAUUUUAGAAGUUACGGGGAGGGGGGGACACAUUUUACCACUUUGGAAGUGUCUCUCGCGCAAACUAUUCAGUUUAGAAAAAAAAUACAUUAGAAACCUCAAUAUCAUUUUUGAAGACCUAUCCAUAGACACGUAUGGGUUUGAUGAAAAAUUUUUUUUUGAGUUUUAGUUCUAAGUAUGGGGAACCCCGAAAAUUUAUUGUUUUUUUUUCUAUUUUUGUGUGAAAAUCUUAAUGCGGUUCAUAGAAUACAUUUAUUUACCAAGAUUGAACAGUAUAGUUCUUAUAGUUUCGGAAAAAAGUGGCUUUGACGUACAGACAGACGCACAGGACGAAUCUAUAAGGGUUCCAUUUUUUACCAUUUGGCUACGGAACCCUAAAAACAAUCAAUACCUGGAGGGCUAAGAUGGUCGGCUUUUUAUCAUUUGUCACCAUGCCUGUCACGUUCUAACAAGUAAAUAAGUGCGAAAGUCACUGGCAUAGUGUCAGACGAUAAAAAUAGAACCAUGCUGCCACCGCUGGAUGAAGAUUACAUUAUAAAAAUCUUAACAUAAACAAUUACUACAAUAUAACAGAAAUGUAUAAUCUAUAUGGGUAAAUAUAUAUUAAAUUUGAAGAUGUAAACGAUCCACAAAGUCAGAGUAGAUACUGAUAAGUUUUAGACAUGUAAAAGGUCCCCACGGAGAGAAAAAAAAAACAAUAAUAUAUAAUAAGGUUUGGAGGUGCAAAGGCUCUCCAAGUGUCAAAGAAAUAAAAUGAAAUGUUUUAUUGUCUACAUGUAAGAGAGAGUAGGGAAAGCAACACGGCUUUGCCAAUGUACUGUCUUCGAGCCCAUACAUGCAAAAGUGCAGUAGUAAAGGAUUUGGUCAAAGUUUUAUACAUCCAUUUUUUCAACAAAAAAAGUUUUAUGCGAUUUAAUUAUACGAUUAAAUUAAACUAGAUUCAACGUUAAGGAUGACUCACGCUAGACCGGCCCGUCCCCGGGCCGAGGCGUUCAACACGUCAUUUUCUAUGACGGCUGAUCGCCGGUGAUAACGUGGUGCUUUCCAUAGAAAACAAAGCUCCGGAAGCUCCGGCCCGGCCCGGUCUAAUAGCUUGAGCCAUCCUUUAUUUAUAUUUGUCCCAUUACGAAGUCAUUUGAUUUACAUACUUAUGCUAAAUAAUUUAAAUAUUUGUAUUUCACUAGAUGAAUACUGCGUCGGGGGUUAUCUGUGUUAGUCGUUUAAUUAGAUUAAGGAAAAUGUAUCGUGCCUGUUGAUUCAUAAUGUGGAAAUAUAUAUUUGUGUAAUUAUAUAUCUAAAUAUAACCGUGGGAUCAUCAAACUUUCCCCGUCUUGUGAAAAAUACUAUAAAGCACUAACAAAGGAAUACAUGGUAACCUAUAUCGCAAAAUGUCACAUAAACUAAAUAAUUAAUUUGUUAUAAGGGAGUCUCAAUAAGAGUGCAUGAUUUGAAUUUUGUGUAUUUUUCGUGUAUGUACCACAUGACUGAAACUGACAGCUAUCACCUAUGAUUGUUUCGAUUAAUAAUAACCGGCCAAGAGCAUGUCGGCCCAUGCUCAGUGAAGGGUUCCGUAGUUGCCCUUCCGUCACAAUAAGCUAAACGAGAGGUAUUAACAGAGUACAGUAGAUGGUUAACCAAGGGAUGAACUCGUGCCAUUCAUCCGAGUUAAACACCCUACUGUCAUAUUGAAUGCGAGGAAACCAAAUAGGUAAGACAAGGCAAAUUUGCAUAAUCAGUAAUUAAAGUAACAGACGUAUGGCCAUGUUUUUUCCUUAGGACUUACUUGCAAUCGGAGACUUUGCAUGUCUGGAGAUAUAUUAACCCAUAACAAAAAACAUUUAGAUUUCAAUAUUAAUGAAAAUAAUUAUAUAUUUUAGCAAACUGCGGUAAUUUUAAAAUGAUUUGUCUAUUAAAAUAUAAAAAUAAGCUGAAUGCCUCUCACUUUUAAUUUAUUACUUUGUCGUUCUAAAACUACCCAUUAGUCAACGGAAUUCUCAUAAUACAGCCAAUAAAACUGUUUUAGAGAAUUUAAAUGGAUAUUAAAUAACAAUUGGACGAGUAAAAUAAGAAAAUUUUAUCUUAUGUCAAAUGACUUCAAAAUCCCAUUUAAUGUCGUAAUAACGUUUAACUGUGGCUGUAUGUCUUUUUACUAUGACCGGGAGACUAAUUGUGAUUUUUUUUAUACCACGACGGUGGCUAGCAAGCAUACGGCCCGCCUGAUGGUAAGCAGUCACCGUAGCCUAUGGACGCCUGCAACUCCAGAGGUUUUACAUGCGCGUUGCCGACCCUUUAAAAAUCUGUACACUCCUUUUUUGAAGAACCUCAUACUGUAGACCCUCGGGAAAACCUCGGCAGGUAGCUCAUUCCACAACCGGAGCGUGCGCGGGAGGAAGCUCCUCUUAAACCGCACAGUGCGUGACCAUUUAGGUUCUAGGGUGUGAGGAUGAACACCCUGCCGACGGCGGGCGGUGCGGUGAUAGAAAGUAGCCGUGGGCAUCAUGUCAAACAAUUCUUCAGAGCAUAGCCCAUUGUACAAGCGGUAGAACACACAUAAGGAGGCAAAGUCUCUCCUUAGACUUAAAGGUUCAAUACCGCUUGUGAGUUUGGGAUCGUCGACGAUUCGUACAGCACGUCUUUGAACUGAGUCGAAGGGCCCAAGCUGGCAUCCAGGUGCUCCUGCCCAAAGGUGACAGCAAUACUCCAUAUGGGAUCUGAUUUGUGAUACCUGAAAACUGGUUUAACUAAUCAUUCUCUAUAAUUUUCAUUUAAUGUUUUUCUUAAGCAUUAUUUCCAAGUUUGUUUUUAUAAUUUUUGAACCAAUGGUUUAAAAGUUAGAGAGGGAGGGACACGAUUUAAAUUCUUUCGGAGCAAUUAUUGCCGAAAAUAUAAAUUUAAUUUAAAAAAUGUUGAAGACCCCUAUUCAUUUUGAAACCUAUCCAAUGAUACCCCACACUCAGAGGCGACGCUAGACGUGGGCGAUGUGGGCAAACCCUAGGGCCUCGCGGUCCGAGGGGCCUCGCGUCUGAAAUACGUAUAACUUGGACGCAACGUAAAAAUUUAUCCGUUACUUCUUGCGCCACCAGAGGGUGGGAGGGCGGUAAAUGUAACUUGCCCACACCAAAUUUUGGUCUUGUCCCGCCACUGCCCACACUAUAGGGACCGUGCGCGUUGGAGGGUCUGCCAUCUUGUGGCCUGAAUCGGAACCAUAAACAUGCACAUUUACACGUCACGUGUUUUCUUGUGCAUAGUAGGUUCUGCCAUCUUGCGGGCUACAUCGGAACAAUAAACAUCACAUUUACGCCUCGCGCCAAAAAUCUGACGGCUCCUGUGCUCCUGUCCUACAGUUCAUGCACGCUCCCUAUAGGGUUGAAGCGAAAAAUUACAUUCCCACUUUACACUGAAGAGAGCCCUGAAAAAAUAUAUUUUAGAUUUUAUUUUACGAAUUUGUUCGAUUGAUCAUAACGCAAAGCCUUGGACAGACAGACGGACAUGGCUAAACUAUAAGGGUUCCUAGUUGACUACGGAACUCUCACUAACUAUAUAAUACAAAAGAAUAAGCGUUAUCAUAGUAAAAAUGCCCAUUUAAAAAAAACGAACUAUCGCAACAACAAUUUCCAGACCAAAUUAUCUCACGAAAUUCAAUGUCACCUGGCCACCAAGACGGCUAUUGCGAUGCGAACGCCGUGCGAUUUCUUUCUUUGGGGUCUUGUAAAAUAUUUAUUUGAAUAAACCAGAAACAAUUCCUGAGCUCAAAGCAGAGAUCCAACGUCUUUGUCAAAAAGUCAUGAAAAGAGAGAAUGGCUUGUCAUCAGAGCCGUGGAGGCCAUUUGCCAGAUAUUUUAUUCCAUGAAUAUUCGGAACAUGUCUUCUUUACAAUGCAAUAUAAAUAUCACAAGUUACUCAAAAAAUACAUCUUAUUGCACUUAAAUAAGUGCACUCCUCUUGAGACACCCUUUAUAUUAUUUUAUUAAAAUCUGUAGAGUAUGUAACUUGUUCCUACUAUAUGUAUGCAAUCUGAUUCCUUAGACAUUCCUGACAAAUUGUGUCUCACCGACUCGUUUGUUUAAGGCUUCAUUUCCACCAGAGAUGUGCGAGGAUGCGUAGUGAGGGAUGUACUCGUAUUUGUUAACAACCUAUAGAAUCAUUUCAUUUACCUCGCUUGGCGCAGCCCUUUCGGCAAUUUUCUAAUAGUUCUUAAUAAACACAUCCCACGCUCCGCAUCCUCGCACAUCUUUGAUGGAAUGGCAGCCUAAUUAGUGAAAAUUACGUAUUUAAUAGGGUAAAAGCACCAAUGCCCAGCCAUGCGCCAGUGGUUAGCCUUUCUUGCUUAUUUCUGGCUGUAAUUAUUUUUUGUAAUUUUCAUGUCAACAGUAGUUAACAUUUUAGACUGAUAAAUUAUUCAUUGAAAAAUAGCUUAAUUUUUAAAAUAAUUAUCUAGCAUGCAUCACAAUACUACUUCAAAAAAGUGCUGUCUUUUUUUGACAACACGUUAGCAGCCACAUUGUAAUUACUUGUUAAGCAAACGUGGCUUGCUUCAUAUACCUCCUAAGUAUACUGAGGCAAGUGCAAAAUCAGGAUUUUGCAGGAGAGCGGUUCAAAGGUAAAACAGAACGUAACUUCCUUAUUUGUUAAAGUAAUUCCAUACAAUUUUAGAAUUGUUCCGGCGAAAUCUCUUAGAUUAUGUCUGCAUUCAUAGAAUUCUAAAGUUUAUCGCAGUUUAUGAUAUAAGAGUAUAUAUACUCCAGUAUACGCGUAUUUUAGCCGAACCAACAUGCACUUGCUCCAGUAUACGUCAAAUAUUGUUAAUUUUAACAAUAAAAUUUGUUUCAAAGUAGAAUUGUAAAUUAUUUAAUAAUGAAUACAUUUUUAUCAGAUAAUUGUAA